Messenger RNA from Hyla sarda, 4250 nucleotides. It is a transcript of the gene CTR9, whose product is annotated as CTR9 homolog, Paf1/RNA polymerase II complex component. NCBI's taxonomy places the organism in Eukaryota, Metazoa, Chordata, Amphibia, Anura, Hylidae. The transcript is spliced from 25 exons. Gene Ontology annotation, cellular component: Cdc73/Paf1 complex. The record is from RefSeq and is a predicted model, not a curated record. Gene Ontology annotation, molecular function: RNA polymerase II complex binding. Gene Ontology annotation, biological process: regulation of DNA-templated transcription. The coding region runs from base 114 to 3599 and encodes 1161 amino acids.
AUAGGAGGCCCCGCCCUUUCCUGGUCAUGUGACUCUGAUGUCACAGUCUCCCCGGUCGCAGCUGCGUUGUACUUCGGAUUGUGGACGGUGGGAAGAAGAGAGGAGACAGCACGAUGUCCCGAGGCUCCAUAGAGAUCCCGCUCCGGGACACGGACGAGGUCAUCGAGCUCGACUUCGACCAGUUACCGGAGGGGGAUGAGGUGAUCAGUAUCCUGAAGCAGGAGCACACGCAGCUGCACAUAUGGAUCGCCUUAGCGCUGGAGUAUUACAAACAGGGGAAGACAGAAGAUUUUGUGAAGCUGCUGGAGGCGGCUCGGAUAGAUGGCAACCUGGACUACCGGGACCACGAGAAGGACCAGAUGACCUGCCUUGACACCCUGGCCGCUUACUAUGUGCAGCAGGCCCGGAAAGAGAAGAACAAGGACAGCAAGAAGGAGCUGAUCACCCAGGCCACCCUGCUCUACACUAUGGCCGACAAGAUCAUCAUGUACGACCAGAACCACUUGCUGGGCCGAGCCUGCUUCUGCCUGCUGGAGGGAGACAAGAUGGAUCAGGCCGACGCACAGUUUCACUUUGUUCUCAACCAGUCGCCCAAUAACAUUCCUGCUUUGCUCGGGAAGGCUUGUAUCUCCUUCAACAAGAAGGAUUACAGAGGAGCCCUGGCCUAUUAUAAGAAGGCUCUGAGGACCAACCCCGGCUGCCCAGCCGGGGUCCGGUUAGGGAUGGGUCACUGUUUUGUGAAGCUCAACAAGCUGGAUAAAGCUCGCUUGGCCUUCGGACGUGCGCUGGACCUGAACCCCAAAUGUGUCGGGGCCCUGGUGGGUUUGGCUGUUCUGGAACUCAACAACAAGGAGGCGGAUUCCAUCAAAAAUGGGGUCCAGCUCCUGUCCAAAGCCUACACCAUCGACCCCAGCAACCCCAUGGUGCUCAAUCACCUGGCCAAUCACUUCUUCUUCAAGAAGGAUUACAGUAAGGUUCAGCAUUUGGCUCUCCAUGCGUUUCACAACACCGAGGUGGAGGCCAUGCAGGCGGAGAGCUGCUACCAGCUGGCCCGGUCGUUCCAUGUACAGGAGGAUUACGAUCAGGCCUUCCAGUAUUACUACCAGGCCACGCAGUUUGCCGCCGCCUCCUUCGUGCUGCCGUUUUUCGGUCUGGGGCAGAUGUAUAUCUACAGAGGGGACAAGGAGAAUGCCGCUCAGUGCUUCGAGAAAGUCCUCAAGGCUUAUCCCAACAACUACGAGACCAUGAAGAUCCUGGGGUCCCUGUAUGCCGCCUCCGAGGACCAGGAGAAGAGGGACAUCGCAAAGAGUCAUCUGAAGAAGGUCACAGAGCAGUACCCGGAUGAUGUGGAGGCCUGGAUCGAACUGGCGCAGAUCUUGGAGCAGACGGAUAUUCAGAAUGCACUCUCCGCCUACGGCACAGCCACACGGAUCCUGCAGGAAAAGGUGCAGGCGGACGUCCCCCCGGAGAUCCUGAAUAACGUUGGGGCUCUUCACUACCGCCUGGGCAACCUUGGGGAAGCAAAGAAAUAUUUCUUGGCUUCCCUGGAUCGCGCUAAAGCAGAAGCCGAACACGACGAACAUUACUACAGCGCCAUUUCCGUCACCACAAACUACAACCUGGCCAGACUGUACGAGGCGCUGUGCGAAUUCCACGAAUCCGAGAAACUGUACAAGAACAUCCUGAGGGAACAUCCCAACUAUGUAGACUGUUACUUGCGUCUUGGAGCGAUGGCCAGAGACAAGGGGAAUUUCUAUGAAGCUUCUGAUUGGUUUAAAGAGGCUCUUCAGAUUAACCAGGAUCACCCGGAUGCUUGGUCCUUGAUCGGAAACCUCCAUUUGGCCAAGCAGGAGUGGGGCCCCGGCCAGAAGAAGUUUGAGAGGAUCCUGAAGCAGCCGUCCACCCAGAACGACACCUACUCCAUGUUGGCGCUGGGCAACGUGUGGCUGCAGACGCUGCACCAACCCACCCGAGACCGGGAGAAGGAAAAGCGUCACCAGGAUCGCGCUCUGGCCAUCUAUAAGCAGGUGCUCCGGAACGACUCCAAGAACCUGUAUGCAGCAAAUGGCAUCGGGGCCGUAUUGGCGCACAAGGGUUACGUGCGAGAAGCCCGCGACGUCUUCGCCCAGGUCAGAGAGGCGACUGCGGAGAUCAGCGACGUGUGGCUCAACCUGGCCCAUAUCUAUGUGGAGCAGAAGCAAUACAUCAGCGCAGUUCAGAUGUACGAAAACUGUCUGCGCAAGUUCUACAAGCACCAGAACACGGAGGUUCUCCUCUACCUGGCCCGAGCCCUGUUCAAGUGUGGGAAGCUGCAGGAGUGUAAGCAGAUCCUGCUGAAGGCCCGUCAUGUGACCCCCAAUGACACCGUUCUCAUGUUUAACGUGGCCUUGGUGCUGCAGAGACUCGCCACCUCCGUGCUGAAAGACGAGAAGAGUAACCUGAAGGAAGUGCUGAACGCCGUCAAAGAGCUGGAGCUGGCGCAUCGAUAUUUCAAUUAUUUGAGUAAAGUUGGAGACAAGAUGAGAUUUGAUUUGGCUCUUGCGGCUUCUGAGGCCCGGCAAUGCUCCGAUCUUUUGAGUCAGGCUCAGUAUCACGUGGCUCGAGCCCGUAAGCAGGACGAGGAGGAGAAGGAGCUGCGCGCCAAACAGGAGCAGGAGAAGGAGCUGCUGCGCCAGAAGCUGAUGAAGGAACAGGAAGAGAAGCGUCUGAAGGAGGUGGAGGAGCAGAAGAAGCUUCUGGAGCAGAGAGCGCAGUACGUGGAGAAGACCAAGAACAUCUUACAGUUCACUGGGGAAAUGGAGACUCCUAAAGAGAAGAAGCGCGGCGGAGGACGGAGAUCCAAAAAGAACGGGGAGUUCGAGGAGUUCGUCAAUGACGACUCUGAUGAGGACCUGCCCUCCAAGAAGAAGAGAAAGAGGAAGGGCGGGAGCAGCAGCGGAGGAGAGGACGGAGGAGACGACAACGAGGGUGAGAAGAAGACCAAAAAGAGGAGGAGGAGGCCGCAGAAGUCCGGUGAAGGAGGAUCAGAUGAUGACGACGAUCGUCCUCGUGGUAAAAAGAGACCACCCAAGAGGAAGGAGAGGCCGGCUAAAGUUGAGAGAACUCCGCCCUCCAUGAAGGGAAAGAUCAAGUCAAAAGCCAUGAUCUCCUCCAGCGAUGACUCUUCAGACGAGGACAAGCUCAAAAUUGCCGAUGAAGGAAACGCCCGAAACAGCAACAGCGACUCGGACGGCGGCAACUCCCAACCUUCCAAGAAGCGUAUAAUGUCCGACAGCGACUCUGACGGCGGAAACAAAUCCGGAAGCGAUGCCGGCAGCGGCCAAAGAUCGCAGCAGUCCGGCGACGAUUCCGAUGACAACGCCACCUGGGCCCGCAAGAGACGGCGAGCCGAUUCCGGAUCCGACAACGAAUCGGUCCGGUCGAGGCGAAGCGGAUCCGGCGGAUCAGAUAACGAGUCGCGCGCCGCUUCCCGAAGUCCGGAGUCCAAUCGAGACCAAGAGUCCGGCAACGAGGGAUCGGCCAGAGGAAACGAGUCCGAAGCGGAAGCGUCCAACAACGAGAAGUCCGAGCGCGAAGGAUCCGAUGACGACAGCGACUAAAAUGUGGAAACUUUAUUGUAAUAUAUUUAAUGUAAAUAAAAAAAAUGAAAAAAACAAAUACAUGUAAAAAAAAAAAGAAAAAAUUUGAAUUUUUGAAAACUACCGAAUCUGGGGCAGAAAUUUUCUUGAAGUUUCAGCAGUAAAUUUGACUCUGACCCUUUGGCGAUUUGUAAUAUCCCAGUGUUAUUACGUCUGACUGUUAUUUCAGCAGUUUUUUUUUGUUUUGUUUUUUUUACGUGCUGCCUCAGGUUUUUUUUUUUUUUUUUUCCGAAAGUAAUUUUUUUUUGUUUUUUAAGCGCAACUACAUCUCUGAACUCUGCUUUACCAGUUUAGUCCUGAUAUAAUGUUAAGUAGCCUUGCAAAAAAAAAAUUUCAAUUUCUUUUAUUUUUUCAAAAUUUUUGUCUUCUCCAAUCACAUCCAAAGCUGCAUUUACACUAAAGUUGGAGAACCUCUCUGCUGCCCCCUGCUGGAGCAGUGUUGGUAUAGGAGAAUGCUUUUCAGUGCAUUAACAACCUGGAUCUGGGCCUUUUUGCUGAAUUAUUGUUGCAGGUUUGGAUGUGACUGGAGUAUAAAUUAUAGUGGUCCUCAUGGUGUCCGUAGAUUGACUCCCCAAGACAGUACAGCAGUGUUUCCCAUCCAGUGCACCUCCA